AUGGAGUCGCUUUCCAAUCAGGUUUCCCAAUUCACCUCUCUACCGGUCAUCACUUUGGUGUAUCUUGCAAUCACGGUGACGCUGUCGGCCAUCACGUCCUACGUGCGUACUCAAUCGUACAAGCACUUGAUUGCCGGCAACCCGGAGUUGGUGUUCGAAGACAUAAUCAUCCCGUCGCUUCAGUUGGUGCCUGCCCACUUUGUUUUCCACCCAUGGACAAUCUGGACCUCUGCCUUUGUGGAGACCUCUCCUUUCCAAUUCAUCUCCGGCUUGAUCAUUGUUUACGUCGGAAUGACCUUUUUGGAGUCCCAAUGGAACCCAAAGUCCUCGCAGCAGCCUCUCUCGGAGGCAUUGAAAUUUACCUCCAUCAUCAUCAUAAUAUCCAAUCUAGUCUGCAUAGUGCUGAUCACGUUGUCCAACCUUCUGUACGGAUCACUCAGUAACUUGAAUCUACCACUACACUAUGGUCUCUACAUAUUGGUUCUCCCCUUUGCUACAGUCGCCAAGCAAUUGACGCCAGAGACUAACAUCAGGGUCCUGUCUUUGUUCAAGUUCCGUUUGAAACGUCUGCCCUUCAUCUUGCUCACUCUCACACUGGUCAUAUCGGUGAUCAAGGGCAAUGCUGCACCAUUUCUACCGGCAUUUGUGUCGUUCUUCACAUCGUGGUGCUACUUACGUUACUUCCAGUUUUCCCCAGCUAUCAACGCGUUUGAAGUAUUACCAUCUCCAGUCUCGCAAGCUGGUUCAGUCAACACACCCUCUCGUGGUGACCCAUCGGACACUUUUGCGUUGGUGGAAUUUUUCCCUGACCUUGCUAAACCGUAUGUGAAGCCUCUUUUUGACGGAAUCUAUCAGUUAUCUGUGUUGCUAGGCUUGGUGCGUCCUUGGAACGACGAAGAAGUGGACAUCGGGAACAUCAGAAGUACUUUUAGAGUAUCGGGUACACAAGGCAUCACCACGUCGAAGCCUACUUCUGGCGACCCGAUUUCGUCAGAUAUUGACGAAAGAAGGAGACAGGUAGCUUUAAAGGUCUUGGAACAAAGCGUGGAUCCUAAGGAGUGA
Molecule: messenger RNA, 1062 nt
Organism: Pichia membranifaciens NRRL Y-2026
Lineage: Eukaryota; Fungi; Ascomycota; Pichiomycetes; Pichiales; Pichiaceae
Exons: 2
Coding region: 1-1062 (353 amino acids)
Biological process (GO): retrograde vesicle-mediated transport, Golgi to endoplasmic reticulum
Cellular component (GO): Golgi apparatus; membrane
Source: RefSeq, a predicted model, not a curated record